Dromaius novaehollandiae (emu) is the source of this 5740-nucleotide messenger RNA. It is a transcript of the gene PLEKHM2, whose product is annotated as pleckstrin homology and RUN domain containing M2. Gene Ontology annotation, cellular component: endosome membrane. The transcript is spliced from 20 exons. Bases 2121 to 4910 code for a protein of 929 amino acids. The record is from RefSeq and is a predicted model, not a curated record. NCBI's taxonomy places the organism in Eukaryota, Metazoa, Chordata, Aves, Casuariiformes, Dromaiidae. Gene Ontology annotation, biological process: regulation of protein localization; lysosome localization; Golgi organization. Gene Ontology annotation, molecular function: kinesin binding.
AUAGAGGCUGAUUGGGCUGGGAGUAGGAAGGCAAGGGAGUUCCCUGGGAAUCUGUGACAAUUCUUAGGAGGCAAGAAAACAGGUUAGCUCCUGAUUCAUUAGCCGAAAAGCAAGACCUGAAUUAGCUGUGAAGCAAAGGCAGCUUCUAAGCAAGCUGUUCUGCAGUGGGACGUGCUACCUCCUGUUUCUGCUCAGAGAGUAACAGAAUAACAUCCCUGCCUUGAAAUUCAGACCACUUUUUUAGGAGAUACAGACUAAGUGUGUUCCUGGCACAGGAGCGUGGCCUCCUAUUUAUCCAUUUGCCAUUUGAUGUCUGUGCUCUCCAGGGCAGGUAUGAGAGCGCAUGAAGGGAAGGCAGGUUGUGCCUAUUCGUAUUUGUUUAUUCAUCUUACAUGUCUGUCUGUCCUGUCCCCUGCCAUUCCUCACCCUGAGCUUCGCCUCUUUCCCUGGGGCUGAGCUGCCAUUGCUUGCCUGGGACAAGGUGAAUCAUCUGCCUUCGUUUUUUUGGCGCUUGCUGGAUCUCCGGGCUUGCUCCCGAGGGUAUUCUGCCGUGGACGAAGGCCCAGUUUGCGUAUCAAGACCCGGAACUGGCUUCUUAAUUAGCGUUUUUAAUUGCAUGUUAGCUUUGCUGCAUGCGUGGUUUGCUCCUGCUGCAGAGGGUUGUUCUGGCUAUGCAGUCCUGCAGGUAACAUGCAACGAUCCUUGCCUCGCCAUGCAGCUCGGUGGAAGAGGUGCUGGGAGCAGACUUGGGAAAGCUCUUGAGUCUUGCAGAGGAUUUGCAUCUCCAGGUGCCUCCCUACCAGGGGGUACCUGGAUGGCUCUUGAAAUACCGCCCUCAAAGAAAGCCACCUACUUGAUAGAUCGGAGAAGCUGUCGUUCCAGGUGGUUGAGGAGAUAGUGAGAGGACGGGAAUUGAGGCAGAAAGAAGGUUGCUGCGAUUUCCGUUAUGUUUUUGGCUGUCCGCUUGCCACUCUGAGGCACCUUUUUUGUUUUGCAUUCCUGCAACCCAGGGAAAACCCCUCGCUGGUACAAGUGGUGCAAGCGGGAAAGUGGAUUUUGAAGCAUCUCUCUCCUUUCCCGUGCGGAGGGCGUUGUGGUUAGAGGCAGGAGCUGACCCGGAGGAAUGCAAGGGGUGCCCGACAGGGCUGUUUGCUUUUCUUUUGUGGAGUGUUUGUCUUGCCAGGGAAAUACCAAGCAGAACAAGGGAAAUGAGCUUGGCGUUGGAAAGCCGCUAGUAAAAUGUCUGCAGGCCAGAUUUACUGAGGGGAGAUGGAGACUCAGUUGGAUUGUGGCCAGCCAGGAGCAGUGCAUAUAGGUCUGGAGCCUGUAUUUCAGUGAGGUUGUAGAAAUACUGGAGGGAUUUGAAACAAACACCACAAGAAUGAUCUGAGUUGGAAAAUGGGCUUUCCAGCAUGGCUGCCACAGUUCGGCUUACUCAGUUUAUUCAAGAGAGUGGUGUUGAACCCCUCACAGGAGUCACCUGCAAACAGAAAAGGAUAUUUUCAUCUAAAUGCCGAAAAUCCCAGCAAACGUGGACUCAAGCGAGGCUCAUUCCAUCUUGCUAAUGACAUUUUCAAGAGGAUAGUCAAGUGCCAGAGCAAUUUCCCAGCCUCAGCAUCGCAUGGGGUUGGCGAGGCAUGAGCAGGUGUCCUUCCAGCAGCCACUCCUGGAAGAAGUCCGUGUCCUGAAGGGCGAUGCUUUGGAUGCUGUGGAUCUCCCAAGUGCCCCAUCUCUCCUCCUGCACGGCGAUCAGGGUCGAAUGUAUUACCUGGAUAAUUCUCAUGCCUGCAGUCCUACAUCUAGAAGAGCAGGUCUCUUCCAGGGCUCACGAAGGACCUGGAUUUCUACUUGAAGCCCAGCUGGUUGGGACAUACCUUCCACUUAGUAUUCGAGGAGCUGCAGAGCUACUUUGCUGCCUGCGAAGAUGAGACGCCGGCCAUCAGGAACCACGACAAGGUCCUGCAGCGGCUCUGUGAACAUCUGGACCACGCUCUGCUCUACGGGCUGCAAGAUCUUUCCUCAGGCUACUGGGUGCUGGUUGUUCACUUCACUCGCCGGGAAGCCAUCAAACAGAUAGAAGUGCUUCAGCAUGUGUCCACCAACCUGGGCCGCAGCCGGGCAUGGCUGUACCUAGCCCUCAACGAAAACUCCUUGGAGAGCUAUUUGAGGCUGUUUCAGGAGAAUCUAAGCCUGCUACACAAGUACUAUGUCAAGAUGCUCCUUACCUGGAUCUGGCACCGUACAUGCCGGAUUACUACAAACCUCAGUACCUGCUGGACUUUGAGGACCGCCUGCCCAGCUCAGUGCACGGCUCGGACAGCCUGUCUCUCAACUCCUUCAACUCGGUCACCUCCACCAACCUGGAGUGGGACGACAGUGCCAUCGCUCCAUCCAGCGAAGGAGCGUCUUCCUACCCUGGGAAUGUAGGUGGAGUUUGGGAUUUUAAGCUCAGAGGACAAGUUUUUUCCCUUAAUCAGACCCCUGGCUUUACAAACAUUAAUGAGUCAAACGUCACAGUAUCUGUGGGAGAUUAUGAUUUUGGAGAUGUCUUUCCAGCAAUGCAGUCCAUGCCCAGCAGAGACUGGGAAGAUGGAGACCUCACAGAUACGCUCAGCUGCCCGCGCUCCACCGCCUCGGAGGUGAACAGCGGCAAGACCUCCGUGAAGAGCCCCACGCAACGCUACAACCCCUUCAACGAGGAGAAAGCCGAUGCACCGUCCUCCGCCGAGACCACGCCAGUGCACACGGCUUCGCAGGAGAAGGCCGAAGCCACCCCCGAAGGAACGGACCAGUCCGAGAGCUGCACGGAGCUGGAGGUCAUCAGGUUAGCCAAGAGGAAGAAAGCGGGCAAGAAGAAGAAAGCGAAGCCGGAGGAACCGACGAACACCCCCGGGCCCACAGUGCCUGAGGCCAGCACCCAGCAGGCUGGGGGAGAUAGUGGUGUGAAUGGGCUGAGUGACAGGGAUGACUCACAGGGAGACGAUGGUCCUGCUCCUCCAGAUGGUGAACCAAGCCCGGCCGGGCCCGAAGAGAGCAGUGAGCGCUCUGCCCUCGGCCAGCUGGCUUUGCGCAUCCCCGAGAUGAAGGACACGUCCAUGGAGAGCGUGGGGCAGCCGCUGAGCAAGGUGAUGGACAGGCUGAACGGGCAGCUGGAUCCCGGCGGCUGGAACGCCCCGCUCGAGCCCCCCGGGCAGUCCUUUCGGACCGGCACGCCAGGGGAGACUCCAGAUGGAUCGUCCUCUGGCGACCUUAGUGAGGGGAUUUCGGCCCCCAUGGACUUCUACCGCUUUACCAUUGAGAGUCCAAACGCUCCUGCACCAGGUAGUGGCCACCAUGACGCUCCAGGGCCUGGCCAACCGCCACAUGUUUCUGGUAGCCUUGAGGCUCCUGAACAAGAAGAAAGCAGAGAAGGAGAAGCAAUUGGGGCAGUAGAAGAGUCUGGAGGGGCAGCUGAUGAACCCCAAAUUGGCCAGACGGAAGCCACCAACCCAGAGGCUGUCUGCGAGCUGAAGAAAGAGCAGCCCAGCCCUUCCCUGAGCAGUGCCGAGGACUCUGGCGUGGAGGAAGGUCAGGGCAGUCCUUCAGAGCUGACCCACCCCUCUGAGUUCAGGGUGGAUAACAACCAUCUCCUACUGCUGAUGAUCCACGUCUUUCGGGAGAACGAGGAGCAGUUGUUCAGGAUGAUCCGAAUGAGCACCGGGCACAUGGAGGGGAACCUUCAGCUGAUCUACGUCCUGCUGACGGAUUGCUAUGUGUAUCUGAUCCGGAAAGGGGCAGCGGAGAAGCCAUACAUGGUGGAGGAGGCCGUUUCCUAUAACGAGCUGGACUACGUUUCGGUUGGGCUGGAUCAGCAGACGGUGACUCUGGUGUGCACCAAUCGGAGGAAGCAGUUCCUGCUCGACACCGCGGACGUGGCCCUCACAGAGUUCUUCCUGGUCUCCUUGAAGUCAGCCAUGAUCAAAGGGUGCCGGGAACCCCCUUACCCCAGUAUCCUCACGGACGCCACCAUGGAGAAACUGGCGCUCGCGAAGUUUGUGGCCCAGGAGUCCAAGUGCGAGGCCUGCGACGUGGUGGUGCGUUUCUACGGCCUCGUCCACUGGGAAGACCCCAUGGACGAGGCGCUGGGACCCACUCCCAACAGCUACGCCUCUGCCGAAAACGCGGUCACGAAGGACGGCAUCCUGCACUACAAGGCGGGGACCUCGUACCUGGGCAAAGAGCAGUGGAAGACCUGCUUCGUGGUGCUCAGCAACGGGAUCUUGUACCAGUACCCGGACCGCACGGACGUCACCCCUCUGCUCUCCAUCAACAUGGGCGGCGAGCAGUGCGGGGGAUGCCGGCGCUCCAACACCACCGACCGGCCCCACUCCUUCCAGGUGAUCCUGACGGACCGGCCCUCCCUGGAGCUGAGCGCCGACAACGAGGCCGACAUGGCAGACUGGAUGCAGUACUUCUGCCAGGCCGUCUCCAAAGGGGUAAUCCCCCAGGGCGUUGCCCCCACGCCUUGUGUCCCCUGCUGCCUCGUGCUGACGGACAAGAAGGCCUUCACCUGCCAUGAGGACUGCCAGACAAGCUUCUUCCGCUCGCUGGGCACCGUGGAGCUGACGGAUGUCACCACCGUCUCCACGGAGGCCGGCAAGGAGUACUGUAUCCUAGAGUUUGCUCAGGACCGCAAGCAGUUCCUGCCCCCCUGGGUCCUCUAUUUUAGUUGCACUACAGAACUGGAGAGGUUCCUCUCGGCGCUGAACGCCGCGUGGAAGAACAUCUACCAGGUCGAUCUUCUGCACAAGGCCAUCCUGGACGCCGCCGUCAAGAAGAAAUGCGAAGACGCUCAGAGCCUCAUCGACAGCGCCUGGCAGCGCAGCGACAGCCUGUGCCGUGGACGAGCCGAGCGGGACCCGUGGUGUUAACCCCGGCAGGGCGAAGGACGGCCGACAGGACGAUCCCCGGCUGUUUCGGGAGAGAGAGCGGGAGCGAGCACGCUCCCGCCGCUGCGCAAGGCCUGGCGCCCGUAUCCGGCUGCCCCGGGGCCACCCCAAAUCCUCCUGCCGUCCCGCGGUACCCGCCCGGACGUGCCGGCGGACGUGGGCCCCCGGCCGCGCGGUCGCCCACGCGCUGCCGGCUCCGCGGGGACAAGGCGGGUGCUCGGCCGCGCUGGGGAUGAGGCCAGAGGCCGCUUGCGUUGUACAGACCCUCCCGCGUCGCCCAGCUGCCUCUGGACAAGCUGCCAGUCGAGGAAAAAAAGGAGCGAUGGGGGGGGGUGGGCUGGGGUUGGGGUGUCCCCCGGUUUCGGGUGGGCACCCGGCGCCGGGACCGACCAGUUGUUCAUUUUAGAACAAGGUGGGUCGUGGACGUGGCGAGACCGGAAGCCGAAAUCGCUCGCGCGCAUGUUUUACCCCUUGCUACUACAAUCACCGAGUACGGCACCGCUUCGCCCUCCGCCUUCCCUGCCCCUCGGCGCGGGGGGGUCGCUCCGGCCCCCCGUGAGGCAGAGGGAAGAGGGGACCUGAGGGCCGGAGGGUGGCGGAGCCGUUCCCUGCGCCCGAUCCGGCCCCGGUGCCCUCUGCAGACCGGGGCAUAGUUGGAGCUUUGAAAAAGGAGCUGGAGACCUUCUGUAAUAUACGUUCACGGGGCCUUUUUUGGGGGGAGAAAACGUAUGUGACCGAAUGUAUAUGUAUAUACAUCUGCUUCCUUUUCCUCCCCCCCCCCCUUCCCCAAAUAAAUAUUCAUUGGUAACUCA